AUGACUCCACCAAAGUGUUCCACGAAGGAGUUUCCUCCGGCUGUCCAGACUCAGGUUCCAGUGACAAUAUCACCAACUGCGGCUCUCUGGAUCGACCGAUCUGCAGUCGACAAGCUCCAUCCAGUUAUUCCACACAUUGGCUGGGAUCUGGUGAGAAGCUCAGAUGCGGAAUGGUGGCGCCCUGAGCCGCCACCCGACAUACGCAUGCGGGUGGAUGCCGAAUGGUGCAGGCCUUGGCCCAACGACUAUCGUCAAGCCAUCAUAAUCGAGUCGGUCCCAAUGCCGAGAAAAAGCGCUGUUGGCAGUGGCUAG
Molecule: messenger RNA, 312 nt
Organism: Mesocestoides corti
Lineage: Eukaryota; Metazoa; Platyhelminthes; Cestoda; Cyclophyllidea; Mesocestoididae
Source: the annotation of a GenBank genome assembly